Messenger RNA from Oppia nitens, 1004 nucleotides. It is a transcript of the gene BORCS5, whose product is annotated as BLOC-1-related complex subunit 5-like. The record is from RefSeq and is a predicted model, not a curated record. Lineage: Eukaryota; Metazoa; Arthropoda; Arachnida; Sarcoptiformes; Oppiidae. The transcript has a single exon. Gene Ontology annotation, cellular component: BORC complex; synaptic vesicle membrane; cytoplasmic side of lysosomal membrane. Gene Ontology annotation, biological process: positive regulation of anterograde synaptic vesicle transport; lysosome localization; organelle transport along microtubule. The coding region runs from base 254 to 937 and encodes 227 amino acids.
UGAUGUCUAACGUAAUGAUCAAACUUAUGGCGAUUUCAACAAAUCUAAUGUCUUUAACAAACAAAUAGUUUUUGAUUGAAAUGUGUUUACAAAUAAUUGUUUUAUUCAUUCAAAUGAUUGAUUGGUCACUAAUUUAGUGAACAAAUCAAUUGAUUAUUAUUUUAUUAAAGCAUUUGUUGAUUAUUUUGGUUUAAAUAUAUAUAGUGUUUGUGUUAAGACAAGUGUCAUAAAUGUUAAGAUUAUAUAACCAUUAAUGGGCUCUCAUUUGAGCAAAAAUCCAGAGACUUAUCAAAACAGAAGUAAAGCCGACCUCAAGAUCAACACUCAUACCAAUAGCCGACGUAAGAGUUCGGUCGACUCGGUGUCCACUCCCGACUUCAUCACAUCGCAACACAUCAAAGCAAUUGGCGGCCAAUCAGACCAAAGACAACAACAAAUUGUUGGACACAAAAGUGAAGCAAAGAUUUGGAUUCCCGCCGAGAUUGUGGUCGUAUCGGACGCACCAACUGAUAGUGAAGAUAUUAUUACAUUUCCGCCGACAUUUAAACCAUUGAUUCCCAUUGGAUACGAGUCAUUGUCUCAAUCAUAUCCACAAUUAAAGCCCGAGUUUAUCAUCAAUUUAGGUCUCAUUCUUGAGAAACAUCUUAAGACAAAAGCCGAGUUUGUUGCUCGAGAACAGCUAAAACUGAUUGAUUGUGUCAAAGACUUGGACUCAAAGGUCUCAUAUCUGUCCAAUCAAUUCAUUGUUGAGCGACAAAAACGACUCAUCAAAGUGUCAGAAAACUUGUCAAAAGUGACUGAAAUUUCUUCAUUGAUUGAGAAGAUUGACAAAGAUUUAGAUAUUUGUGUGAAGAGUUUAGAUAAACUCAACAACUUUUUACCCCAAACUCUUCAGUUAGAAAAACUUGAGUUAAAUCAGACGACAGUCUAUUCUUAAAGACUUAAUUUGUUUAGUGUUUAAAAUAUUUUAGUUUUUAAUAUCAAUCAUUACAUCCAUAAUGUCG